GCAGCAGGAGGAAACUGACUGUUCUUUGCUACUUUCUAUCUUCCCUUACUCAACAGCAGUUAAACCCAAAGAUGUGAAGUCACUCUUACCUCUGAUGAUAAUAAUGGUGAUAAUUUUCUUGGUGCUUCUGUUCUGGGAAAAUGAGGUGAACGAUGAAGUAGUGACGUCAACCUUAGAACACUUGCAUGUGGACUACCCUCAGAAUGAUGUUCCCGUUCCUGCAAGGUACUGCAACCACAUGAUCAUACAAAGAGUCAUCAGGGAACCUGACCACACUUGUAAAAAGGAGCACGUCUUCAUCCAUGAGAGGCCUCGAAAAAUCAAUGGUAUUUGCACUUCUCCCAACAAGGUAGCUUGCCAAAACCUUUCGGCCAUUUUCUGCUUUCAGAGUGAGACAAAGUUCAAAAUGACAGUCUGUCAGCUCACUGAGGGCACAAGAUACCCUGCCUGCAGGUACCACUAUUUCACCACAGAGGGGUUUGUUCUUGUCACUUGUGAUGACUUGAGGCCAGAUACUUUCCUGGGCUAUGUUAAAUAACUCAAGAUCAGCUCCCGAGUCUGAGAUCUCUUCUCUCAAUGGCAUUGGAGCUGGCUGUGCCUGAGGCAGACCUGAACCAUGGACAUGGGGCAAUGCCUUGAGUGGAAGGGGAAGCCACUGGUAAUUAAUUUAUCCUUCCUGUAUUGCUUAGUUGGGAUUGUUUUAUUCUGCUUCAAUAAAAGAAUCUUUAUUGAAUUAAACCAUAAAUUCUACAUGUGUUUCAAUUUUUUGUCCCUUAUCUCUGGGUCGUUUGAUGAGAGACAAGACUGAGGUUAAGAUAAAGUGAAUGAGCCACUCACUUCAGAUGCAAAAUUUAAGAGGGCACCAAAAGACCAAAAACCUAGUAACCUAGAUGAAUAUAUUUGAUUUCAGUUAUUUCUUUCUUCUUUUUCCUU
This is a messenger RNA of Chlorocebus sabaeus (green monkey), 933 nucleotides long. RefSeq names its product ribonuclease A family member 12 (inactive) (gene RNASE12). Gene Ontology annotation, molecular function: nucleic acid binding; RNA nuclease activity. NCBI's taxonomy places the organism in Eukaryota, Metazoa, Chordata, Mammalia, Primates, Cercopithecidae. Gene Ontology annotation, biological process: defense response to Gram-positive bacterium. The record is from RefSeq and is a predicted model, not a curated record.